Racocetra persica is the source of this 1429-nucleotide messenger RNA. The record is from the annotation of a GenBank genome assembly. Lineage: Eukaryota; Fungi; Glomeromycota; Glomeromycetes; Diversisporales; Gigasporaceae.
AUGGUUGACGAUAGUUCAGAAUAUUAUCAAAGUAAUGACUUUGACUUUGAAACUACGCAUAUAUAUUUGGAACAAUAUGAUCAAUUUGAAAAUUCAAGGACUUCAUCUAAUUUAUCAACUGAAACACUACCUGAAAUUCAAACAACUCUAGAAAACAAAGAAAAAGAUAAAGAAUCCAUUAUCUCCAAAAAUAAAAAACUAUACAAACGUAAAAAUCCAUCAUUUACGCGAGAAUAUUUUGAAAAAAUAGUCAAUAGUACAGGUGAAGAAGUGCGGGUUUGCAAGGUCCAGGAUGAAAAUAGAAAAAAAUGCAAUCAAGAAUAUAAGAAUAUUGGAAGCUCGACAGGAAAUCUUAUUGCGCACUUCAGAGAUGUACAUGGAAUCGUUUCACAAGACGAUAUACCGCGAAAUUCCAAAAUCACUGAUUUUAUACAAAAAGUUCGUCCUCACCCUAAACAUAUUCAAAAAAGACGAGAAGAAGUACUUUUUAAAUGGAUGAUACUUACAAAUCAAUCUUUAUCUACUGUUAUAGAUAAUGCUUAUAGAGAAAAAAUGUCUGAAUUUAACCCUGCAUUUGUUGUUUCGAGUGAAAAAAAAAUCAGAACUAUGAUUGUUAAAAGCUAUAAGUAUAAUCGAGAAAAUUUGCAAAAUCUUGUUAAUAUUGCGGAAAGUGUUUCUCUUACUAUGGAUUUCUGGUCUAGUAAAGCAAAACACGAGUAUUUGGGGAUUACUGCGACUUGGGUUACAUCAGAUUUUGAAAUAAAAGAUAAUCUUAAAAAUCAUAUAAUCUUGAUUACCACUGAUAGUAGAGCCAAUAUGGUAUCAACUUUUCCUUUAUUGAACCAAAAGGAUGGGUGUGAAAAAAUUAAGCGUCUUCCAUGUGUAGCCCAUACUAUACAAUUAGCAAUCAGAAAGGGGCUAGCUUCAGCAGAAAUUUUAGUUGUACACGUAAAAAGAAUAAUUCAUUUUUUUCAAACUCAAAAACAAUUAGAGCGAUUAAAAGAAGUUCAGAAGCGACUUGGCUACACAGAUGUUAUAGAUGCUAUUACCCAACUUCAAACCGAUUUAUACACAUCAAUUGAUCGAGAAAUCAAAAAAGAUAGUAGUAAAUUAAAAAGAAUUCUUCUUUCUGAUGAAGAGUGGGAGCUAAUAGAUCAACUUAUCGAUUUACUAAUGCCAUUUGAAGAGAUGACACGAGAAUUUUCUGGUAAUACAUAUGUGACCUUAAGUCGGGUAAUUCCAAAGGUUAAAGAAAUAAUUUUUGACUUAGCAAGCGAGGCACCACCAAGUAAUGAUCUGUUUUUUGAUGAAGAUACUAUAUUUGAAUCAGAAGAUGCAGAAAUACAGCAUAUUGAUUGUGAUGAUGAUGAAAUUGUUAGCAAUAUUACAAAACGAAGAAUUUCAAUUAAAAAUCCAUUAAAUACGACAG